Ctenocephalides felis (cat flea) is the source of this 2743-nucleotide messenger RNA. Its product is annotated as poly(rC)-binding protein 3-like. Gene Ontology annotation, cellular component: nucleus; cytoplasm. The record is from RefSeq and is a predicted model, not a curated record. Gene Ontology annotation, molecular function: mRNA binding. Gene Ontology annotation, biological process: regulation of gene expression; regulation of RNA metabolic process. NCBI's taxonomy places the organism in Eukaryota, Metazoa, Arthropoda, Insecta, Siphonaptera, Pulicidae.
UUUCCCAUCAUGUCUCUAUGUUAGUCAAUACGUGACCUCUCCGUAAGCCAUUUCGUCGUUUAGACGCAAACUAAUUUUUUUUAGUACAAUCAUUGUUACAUAUCGUGCAAGACAUUGUUAAUUUUUAAAGUGACAUAUGUGGAUUCAAUUAUAACAGAUCUAACAUCGAUAUCAUUAAUUUUGAGCUUGCACUAUUUACCCAGAAUUGGCAGUAAAGUUAUUAUACUUGUGUAUCCAGAGUUCAAAAGAAGUUCCAUAAGCUAUAAUUAGCAGUAGGGAUGGACCUUCCUGCUAUAAAUGAUGAUCCCAAUGUCACCCUCACAAUACGGCUUAUUAUGCAGGGCAAGGAGGUUGGGAGCAUUAUAGGCAAAAAAGGAGAAAUUGUUAAUAGAUUUCGCGAAGAAUCUGGUGCCAAAAUCAACAUAUCCGACGCCUCCUGUCCAGAACGCAUUGUAACUGUUACGGGACCAACUAGCUCUAUUUUCAAAGCUUUUACACUAAUUACUAAGAAGUUCGAAGAGUGGUGCGCACAAUUUGCUGAUGUGGGUAGCAGUGUUGGAGGCAAUAACUCACGCCCUCCAAUUACUAUACGUUUAAUAGUACCUGCCAGUCAGUGUGGUUCGUUGAUUGGCAAAGGGGGUUCGAAAAUUAAAGAAAUACGAGAAGUGACAGGUGCCAGCAUACAAGUCGCUUCCGAAAUGUUACCAAAUUCUACUGAACGCGCUGUAACACUCAGCGGAACAUCCGAAUCCAUAACACAAUGCAUAUAUCACAUAUGUUGUGUUAUGCUGGAGUCACCUCCAAAAGGAGCUACGAUACCUUACAGGCCAAAGCCACAAUUUGGUGGACCAGUCAUAUUAGCGGGUGGACAAGCUUACACAAUACAGGGAAACUAUGCCGUACCUGCACAAGAGAUGGGAGCGAUCGCAAAAAAUCCAUUAGCGGGUUUAGCUGCGUUGGGUCUUGGCGGUAUGGCUCCAGCAAAUACGGGCGGUUUAAAUCCAGCAGCUCUUGCCGCGCUGGCCGGAUCUCAGUUGCGCACCAGCAAUAAUAGCCGCAAUCAGCAAGCCGCUGCUGCUCAGCAAUCACACGAAAUGACAGUUCCAAAUGAACUGAUCGGUUGCAUCAUUGGAAAGGGUGGUACGAUCGCUGAAAUACGACAAAUCUCGGGCGCUAUGAUUCGCAUUUCGAAUUGCGAAGAACGAGAUGGUGGAAAUACUGACAGAACCAUAACGAUAUCCUCCGGAAAUCCAGACGCCGUUUCUCUUGCACAGUAUCUGAUUAAUAUGAGGUUAGUGGAAAUUGUGAUGGGAGCGAUCGCAAAAAAUCCAUUAGCGGGUUUAGCUGCGUUGGGUCUUGGCGGUAUGGCUCCAGCAAAUACGGGCGGUUUAAAUCCAGCAGCUCUUGCCGCGCUGGCCGGAUCUCAGUUGCGCACCAGCAAUAAUAGCCGCAAUCAGCAAGCCGCUGCUGCUCAGCAAUCACACGAAAUGACAGUUCCAAAUGAACUGAUCGGUUGCAUCAUUGGAAAGGGUGGUACGAAAAUCGCUGAAAUACGACAAAUCUCGGGCGCUAUGAUUCGCAUUUCGAAUUGCGAAGAACGAGAUGGUGGAAAUACUGACAGAACCAUAACGAUAUCCGGAAAUCCAGACGCCGUUUCUCUUGCACAGUAUCUGAUUAAUAUGAGCGUGGAGCUUCAGAAGGCAAAUUUGGAAUCACAAAACAACGCACCGAACGGUGCAGGUCCAUCAUCAUCAUCAUCCCAAGCCGGACAAACUCCUAACACAACCAACAACACCUGUACCACAACAAAUCCACUAGCGUCCGCCAUCCCGCUGGCCCAACUCCUGGCCAAGCCCGGUGCUCUCAACGCCCUCUCCAGUUUAACCGCUCUUGGCGGUCUCACAGAUUUGCUGGGUGGCGGCGCUCUUGGCGCCGGCCACGCCGUGCACGCUCACACUAAUGCACCGAUACAGACCACUGGCGUGCAUCGACACAAGUCUUAUCAGCCGCGACUCAGGUCACCCAACGGCGGCGGACAGGAAUCCAAGAUUAAGAACGAACGCAAUAAGUUUAAUCCUUAUUAGAGUGCUCAACAAUGAUUAUUUUGAUACGCGCUUAAACAUGAUAAUAAGAGGCUUUUGUUCUCGCCACACUAAUUAUGCUUUACUUGUUUUAUGAAUUUAAUUCUUUAUGUGAGACAAAUCGCUUUCGGUGAAUUUUCGUUACUUCUUAGAUUAGAAAUACGUAGUGAGUUCUGACAUAUCACUAUUAUUCUAUUUUGUGAGUUCAAUAUGUUUCGAAAUAUGAUAUGAAACCAAACGCAUAAAAUAUCUUGAUCGAUUUAUUUUGAUUCGUUAUGUAUACGCGCAGACCAAAUAAUAAACUACCACAUUCAAAAAUUUUAUCAUAUAACGACUAGUAUAAAAAGUUUGCGGGAACAAAAAAGCCUCUUUGGUUCAUUUGCUCAUCAGCAUACACAAAAUUUGAAUGGAAUUACACAUAUUGUUCAAACCAUCUAAUGAAUGAUUCGUGGAUUGGGAUUGAUUUCGUUUAGCGUUAGGGAACCGGCUUCUUAAUUCGUAAUUUAAAUUAUUGUAUACGCUUAAAACAUUUGUAAAUGGUUAACAAUUUGAUAAAAGUAAGGUACUACCAGGGCACUUUCAAACGAAUAGAUUGUAAUUGAAGGGACAAACAAUUAAUUCAAUUUUAUUAUAUAUGUUUUUGAUUUUUUCAGUUAUUGUGA